Messenger RNA from Spea bombifrons (plains spadefoot toad), 1655 nucleotides. It is a transcript of the gene FECH, whose product is annotated as ferrochelatase. Lineage: Eukaryota; Metazoa; Chordata; Amphibia; Anura; Pelobatidae. Bases 106 to 1311 code for a protein of 401 amino acids. Gene Ontology annotation, biological process: heme biosynthetic process. Gene Ontology annotation, molecular function: protoporphyrin ferrochelatase activity. The record is from RefSeq and is a predicted model, not a curated record. The transcript is spliced from 11 exons.
UCUGCUAGUGUGAGGCUGCUGAUCCGGGAUCGUGUGGUCUGUGCCGGGGGAACUCUGUUCGCUGGGCUGCGGGAGUCUAACGGAAGGUUUAUACUAAACACCAACAUGGCUGCGCUCAGAGCUGCACGCCGGCUGCCGGCCCUCCUGAUGAAAGCGGAGAGUAACGCGACACAGCGAUGGAUUGCAAACGCCGCAGCCGCUACAGCACAGCCCAACAUGCAUCCUGAUAAGAGGAAACCCAAAACUGGUAUCCUUAUGUUAAACAUGGGAGGCCCUGAGACGCUGGAGGACGUCCAUGAUUUUCUUCUCCGGCUGUUUUUGGAUAAAGACCUCAUGACUCUUCCAGCUCAAAGUAAACUUGGACCUUUCAUUGCCAAACGGCGUACCCCAAAAAUCCAAGAACAAUAUAACAAAAUAGGCGGAGGAUCUCCCAUUAAAAAGUGGACGGCCCAGCAAGGAGAAGGCAUGGUCAGGCUGCUGGACGAGCUGUCUCCUUCCACAGCACCGCAUAAGUAUUACAUCGGCUUCCGGUAUGUGAAUCCACUUACAGAAGCGGCUAUUGAAGAAAUGGAAAACGAUGGUGUGGAGCGGGCCAUCGCCUUUACACAAUACCCUCAAUACAGCUGCUCCACCACCGGAAGCAGUAUAAAUGCAAUUUACCGCUAUUACAAUUCAAAAGGAGUUCAACCCAAGAUGAAGUGGAGCGUUAUUGAUCGGUGGCCAACACACCCGCUGCUCAUCCAGUGUUUUGCGGAUCACAUCCAGAAGGAAUUAAACAUGUUUCCAGCAGAUAAAAGGGGAGACGUGGUCAUUCUGUUCUCUGCCCACUCCCUGCCCAUGACCGUUGUUAACCGCGGGGAUCCGUAUCCGCAAGAAGUUGGUGCUACGGUGCACAAAGUGAUGGAGAAACUUGGCUUUUGUAAUCCCUACAGACUGGUGUGGCAGUCCAAGGUGGGUCCCAUGGCUUGGCUCGGACCUCAAACCAGUGACGCGAUUGAAGGCCUCUGCAAAAGAGGAAAGAAGAAUCUUCUGUUGGUUCCCAUCGCAUUCACUAGCGAUCACAUAGAAACGCUCUAUGAGUUGGAUAUUGAGUACGCUCAGGUGUUAGCUAAUGAGUGCGGAGUGGAAAACAUCAGAAGAGCCGAAUCCCUUAAUGGAAAUCCAUUGUUCUCCAAGGCUCUCGCAGACCUUGUUCUAUCCCAUAUAAAAUCCAAAGAAGUCUGCUCAAAACAGUUAACUCUACGUUGCCCGAUGUGUGUAAAUCCGGUGUGCGGAGAAGCAAAGUCUUUUUUCGCCAAUCAACAUCUAUGAAUUUUUACAGAAAAAGAGGGAAUUUAUGUCCAUACUGCUGAAUUGUGAGGUUUUUUAUUUUUUUUUCUCCCCCAAGCAGGAUUAAUUUCAGUUGUCACUUCGCAUGUAAUAGUCCUGUAAUAGAUUGUUUUGUCUUAUAAACUUUUUUUUUUGUGUUCCAUUUGGGGAAAGCACUUGAAUAAUUUUUAAUUCGCGUUCUGCCAUAAUGAGACUGUCUGUCUGUACAUUUCAAACUGAUGACCCAAUUUGUUAUUAAGAAGGCAGUCCCACGGUGUUCUUCCAAGAGCCUUAUUUCACAUAUCGAUCUAAAAAAAUAAACCGAAAGCCUUUCUUAAGGGAAAAAA